Messenger RNA from Vicia villosa (hairy vetch), 2453 nucleotides. RefSeq names its product cold-responsive protein kinase 1-like. The record is from RefSeq and is a predicted model, not a curated record. Lineage: Eukaryota; Viridiplantae; Streptophyta; Magnoliopsida; Fabales; Fabaceae. Gene Ontology annotation, molecular function: ATP binding; protein kinase activity. Gene Ontology annotation, biological process: protein phosphorylation. The coding region runs from base 248 to 2194 and encodes 648 amino acids. The transcript is spliced from 8 exons.
AUUUGUUUUAAAAUGGAAGAAGUAUUUCAAGACUAUCCAAACUUCUAUCUUUUCACUCUUUUUCUAUAGGCUGCGCCGCUGGGUGCAUACACUGUACUGACAGCAAAUCUUCUUCGGUUGUCAAAAUUGUCUCCCCUUCCAAUUGUAUAUAUAAUCUAGUCAACACUAUAAAUACACACGCAAAGACAAUCAAUUUUCUUCCUACAAACACACUUAAUCUCCUUCCUCAAAGACCAACUUCAACAACAUGCGACCACAACACAACCUCCUACUUACCUUAAUCACCCUGCUACACUCAUGGAACCACUUCUCCCGUCUCACACAAGCUGACCCUCAAACACGUUUAAUCAACAAAGGUUGUAGCCAAUACAACGCAACAAACUUGUCCAAUUUCUACCAAAAUCUAAACGCAACUCUCUCAGACUUGAAAUCACAGGUGGCAAAUGAAAGCAAGCAUUUUGCAACGGCACAAUCCGCCAAAGGAGCAAACCCUGUUUAUGCUUUGUUUCAGUGCAGGAAUUACCUCUCUAAUUCUGAUUGCGCCGCUUGCUUCACCGUCGCCGCCGCACAAAUACGUAACUGCUCCGCUGGUUCAAACGGUGCUCGGGUUAUUUACGAUGGUUGCUUCCUUAGGUACGAGAGCAAUGGAUUCUUCGACCAAACAACUCUACCUGGAAACAGUAUGAUUUGUGGAACCCAAACAGCAAAUGGAGCAGCUGCUUUUACUGCAGCAGCACAACAAAUCCUACUCAAUUUACAAACAGCAACCCCCAAAAUUCCUGGUUUCUUUGCAGCUACAAAGACACCGGUUUCUGGAACUGGAAACGCAAUCUAUGCCAUUGCUCAAUGUGCUGAAUCAGUCACUCAAAGUGGUUGUUCAGAUUGCUUAACAGUUGGAUUCAACAACAUACAGAGCUGUUUUCCUAAUGCAGAUGGUAGAGCAUUUGAUGCUGGUUGUUUUAUGAGAUACUCAGAAACAUCUUUCUUUGCUGAUAACCAGACCAUUGAUAUUACUCCGUUCCUAAAACAAGGUUCAAGUAAGAAGGGAGCCAUUAUUGGUGGUGUUGUUGGAGGUGUAGCCCUUAUUCUGAUCAUUCUCAUUGCACUAUUUGUUUGGCUUAGGCUCAACAAGAAACCCAAGAGACAUCACAGAGGUGACAUAUUGGGAGCGACUGAGUUGAAAGGUCCACUUACUUACCGAUAUAACGAUUUGAAGUCUGCAACAAAAAAUUUUAACGAGGAAAAUAAACUUGGAGAAGGAGGUUUUGGAGAUGUAUACAAGGGAACUCUGAAAAAUGGUAAAGUAGUUGCUGUCAAGAAAUUGAUUUUAGGCCAUUCCGGGAAGAUGGAUGAACAAUUUGAAAGUGAAGUGAAGCUCAUAAGUAAUGUCCAUCACAGGAAUUUAGUUCGACUUCUCGGAUGUUGCAGUAAAGGCCAAGAAAGAAUUCUUGUUUAUGAAUACAUGGCAAACAACAGCCUUGACAGAUUCUUAUUCGGUGAAAAGAAAGGUUCCCUUAAUUGGAUUCAAAGGUAUGAUAUAAUUUUAGGCACAGCAAGAGGUUUGGCCUAUCUGCAUGAAGAUUUCCAUGUUUGCAUCAUACAUAGAGAUAUAAAGACUAACAACAUCCUCUUGGAUGAUGAUCUUCAACCUAAAAUUGCUGAUUUCGGAUUGGCAAGGCUUUUACCGGAAGAUCAAUCUCAUCUUAGCACAAGAUUUGCAGGAACAUUGGGAUACACUGCACCAGAAUACGCAAUCCACGGUCAGUUAUCAGUGAAGGCUGAUACCUACAGUUUUGGCGUUGUAGUCCUAGAAAUCAUAAGUGGCCAAAAGAGUAGUGAGUUAAGGGAUGAUGCCGAUGGUGAAUUCCUUCUUCAAAAGGCUUGGAAACUAUAUGAGGAAGAAAGACACUUGGAGUUAGUUGACAAGACACUGAACCCUAGUGACUAUGAUGCACAGGAGGUGAAGAAAGUUAUAGAGAUUGCAUUACUUUGCACUCAAGCAACAGCCGCUACAAGACCAACUAUGUCUGAAGUACUAGUUCUACUCAAAAGCAAGAACUUUGCGGAGCAUAUGAAACCAACCAUGCCUGUCUUUGUUAACACUAACCUAAGACCUCGGACAGAUACCUCUACCUCAACUGCUUCUUCAAAAUCUAAUGCAACUGUUUCCACUUCUAUAUUAUCAGCUAGAUGAAAAUGUUAUUGAAGCAUGGAUAUUCAGUUAAGGGAUUUGAGGUUUGAAGUUGAAGUGAAGCCAAACAAAGAAAAUAAGUGGAGAAAUAUUCUCUAUAAACUCUUAAAGCAUGUACAUUUUUAUAUACAAAUACCAAGUGUGGUAUGAAAUAGUACUAAUGCAAAGCUAUUUUAUUUACAAAAAGUGACUUUUGGGUUUGGGUAAGAAGAAUUUAUUGGUUUGUGUUAUAAAGUCCAAAUGGAUCAAAUUCAACCAUGUC